CACGGUCAGAGAGCAAGGCGAGAAGACGACGCAGGACGUUGAUGUGUCUCGUGAGGCGCUCCUGACGAGCCUGUAGAAUGCUCAAGUCCAGGAGAGAUGACACAACGUCAUCGCGAGUCGCCUCGUCCUUUUGGGUCCCACCCAGACAUCUCCUUUACUUCUCCCCGUCAGUUUGCUCACUUCAUCCGACAGCAGGACGUCACGCUCUACUCAGUGAACGUCAUGGAUCUUCUUCGCUACGAUCCACUCUGUCCCGAGGUUGAGCUCAUCUCAUUGGAGCCCGAUCCCCCUGACCCUUCCUCCAUCUUCGCGGCUCCCAUCUCUACAUCCACCCCGCAGCCUGCGGAUACCCCCUCGACAUCCCAGGUUCCUACGCCGUCCACUGCCAAGUCCACCCAUACGUCUCGUGCCGACGCAGACGUUGAGGAACUCAUGCGGCUCACGGCUGACUUAGAGCCCGUCAUUCGCGACCUGAUUCGGGAGUACCGCGACGUCUUCCCCCCGUAUUUCUCAUACAGCGGGAUUCCCCCGAUGUGCGGUGUCGAGCAUUCCAUCCAGCUCGUGCCUGACUAUCGUGUUCACCAUCAGGCACCAUACCGACUCUCGAUUCCAAAGGCGACGGAACUCGAGCAUCAGCUUGAGGAACUCCUUCGACUUGGUUUCAUUAAACCUAGUACCUCCCCUUGGGGUGCACCUAUCCUCUUUGCUCGCAAAGCGGACGGAACUCUCCGCCUCUGCAUCGAUUAUCACGGCCUUAACCGUUACACGGUUAAGAACAACUAUCACAUGCCCCGCGCGGAUGAGCUGUUUGGCCGUCUAGCAGGCAACCGCUUCUUCACGAAGAUCGAUCUUCGUAGCGGUUACCACCAGAUCCGCGUUGCCGCAGAGGACCAGCCGAAGACCGCCUUUCGGUCGCGCUUCGGCCACUACGAGUUCACGGUGAUGCCAUUCGGCCUCACCAAUGCACCCGCCACCUUCCAGACGGCGAUGAACGACAUCUUCAGCGGCAUCCUUGAAGAAUACGUUCUCGGAUACGCUAGGUAUUCCUACGUCCUUACCUCCACCCUCCUCCGGAAGAACCCGCCGUGGUUUUGGACACCCCUCUGCGAGGACGCCUUCCGCGCCCUCAAGAAGGCGGUGACUUGCGCGCCAGUUCUUCGCCUUCCCGAUUUUGAUCGUCCCUUUAUCGUCACCACCGAUGCGUCAGAUUUUGCAGUAGGAGCUGUCCUUUCUCAGGUGUCUCCCUCUCCUCCAGAUUCACCUUACCCCCAUGUUCCUCCUUUUCCCCCCCCUCCUGCUGACACUACUUCUCGACUGACGCCUAUCCUACCACCACUUCCCUCCACUGACAGUACUCCCAUUACUUACUCCCCGACCAUUGCGGAGGAUGGGACUGUCGAGGCUCGUGUUGGGGAUUGCCCGAUCGAUUUCUACUCCCGUCAGCUACUACCUGCCGAGAUAAACUACACUGCCGAUGAACGUGAGGUUCUCGCAGUAGUUUAUGCUACCCGGCAUUGGCGUCAUUAUCUUCACGGGGCGCCCUUCAUGGUGCGCACGGACAACUCAGUUGUCAAGGCUUUCCUCACGAAGCCUAAGCUUUCCCCUCGACAGGCACGCUGGUGGCGUGACUUAUCCGAGUUCAGUUUCACCACUCAACCCAUCAAGGGUGAAACGAACCGCGUCGCCGAUGCCUUGUCCCGCCGUCCUGAUCACAAUCAGGAACCAUCCAUCUUGCUGCCAUCUCCAUCACCAGUGUUGAUCAGUCGGUGAUCGACGCGUAUCGCACUCAGUACCGCCACUGCCCCGAUUAUCGCGUCAUCCACGCGACACUGCGGAGUGGCAAGACCGUU
Messenger RNA from Chara braunii, 1850 nucleotides. Lineage: Eukaryota; Viridiplantae; Streptophyta; Charophyceae; Charales; Characeae. The record is from the annotation of a GenBank genome assembly.